Drosophila yakuba is the source of this 3020-nucleotide messenger RNA. RefSeq lists its product as uncharacterized. The transcript has 2 exons. NCBI's taxonomy places the organism in Eukaryota, Metazoa, Arthropoda, Insecta, Diptera, Drosophilidae. Bases 1486 to 2481 code for a protein of 331 amino acids. The record is from RefSeq and is a predicted model, not a curated record.
UCGCACUUUCACUAGCUGAGUAACGGGUAUCAGAUAGUCGGGGAACUCGACUAUAGCGUUCUCUCUUGUUUUGAAUUAAUUUUCGUAGCAUACUUGCCUCUUUUUCUCUGCGUGCGUGUGACAGCCAUUUGAAUAGAUCGAUUGUGCAUGUUUUGAGUCUGGAGCGACAUAAGAGGAUUAAGGAGUUGCUAAUAUUUGCUGAAUGCUGCGAACCAAUAAAUGACAUGUUAUGCCCUCUAAUUAAUGCGCCUCGACAUGCGACACGCGUGUGCGGCUUCUGACCAAAUGAUUCUGACUAGUCCCUUCUGGGUCUUGACCCAGCCUGCACAUCCCAAAACAGGCGCUGUCGGCUUAAUUUAUGCACAUACAUAAAUACCAAUGAGCCACACCUCGAAGGCGCCAUCGCAAGAAACCGGGUGAGAAGCCAAUUCUUGUGGCCCCAUCCUGGCCGGUCCGGCGUUUCAUUUUUCAACUGUCGCCUACCACAAAGCCAGUGACACCUUCGACUCCCCGCCUGAAGAUGGUGCAGAAGGGGUUAUCUGGAGGCACUUCGGGCGUGAAUACAUACAUGGAAAUUAAAAUGUUGUUAGGUCAGGCGAUGGUUCCAUUAUUUUUUUCAGAUUUAAUUCUAUGAAAGUAACUGUGGAAAUUUAUCUUUAACGGACACUAGCUCCAGGCAAGGAGAGGUACGGAUUCCUAACAGUUUAUAAUAAAUCAAAAGCGAUACAAAUCUGAACAAAUGGCACACGAAGUCAAAUAAGUGAGGUCCAACAUUCGACAGCAACUUAAGUCACUGUAUAUUCUCAAAACUUCUACCCAGGCAAUCAAAGUAAAAUAUGGCGUCAGAUUUGAACUCCAAUUCCAAUGUAUAUGCAGUGUUAAAAUGGAGAUUUUAACUUUGUUGUAAGCCAACACGUAUCAUAAUCCUGUAAAAUGCUUAACCUACCUUCUACAGAUUGUCAUAUAUUUAAUAUAUUACACAAUUUCAUUUUCAGCGUAUUGCUUUUGUAUUUUUAAAAGACUAAACAGUCACAGGCUUAAAGAAACAAACUUUGUUCCUAAUACUAAAACACUGUGAAUCAAAAACAGUUAAAAAAUACAGCCAUGAGUUCCGAUCAAAGUUAUUGCCCUAAUUGGUUCCGAAUCGGAUCUAGUUCGUUAGACCUGACACCUAUUUUGUUUACACAAACCCGACUGGUGUGGCUUAAGAAUGUUAAUGUUAAUAUUAACUGUUAAGAAUUGAUAAUAAAUUAAAAUAGUAAUUAAUCGAUAUUAAGAACCAACAUUCACACUCAUUUCAUCUUGACAACCCUAAAGAGCUGGAUAAUUACUAGGAGUUUAACAAGCGCUAUUACAGGCUGGACUUGCUUUUAAAUUAAACAGACUGAUUUGGAUUAGCAAACGGGUAAACAGUCAUAAACAUUUUAGCUUAGUGAUUCCUGGAAACAGCUGAUCUAAGAAAGUUCGAGAACGCAACCGCUCAGAAUGGCCGAUAAACUUAGUGCGCAGAGGAAUGAUUCCCGGUUAAGGACGCAGUGCCGCAUUCUCCAUUCAAAGCAGACGGACCUGCUCAGUCAACUGCUGCCCAACACCCAAGUGCUGCGAAAACUGCGUUCCCUCUCCAUCGGGAGCAUUUCCCAAGCAGCUCUGGAGGAGAUCUUUGCUAACUGCAGUCAGCUGGAGAGCCUACUUCUGUGCGACAGGACGGGUUCCGGAGUCCUUUAUGAUAUUCGGAGCAUAGGGCUCUGCUGGAUGUUGAAGGUGCUGCUACUGCCGCUGAAUGUAGGGACGCCACUGGCCAUCUGCUCUCUGGUGAACCUCACCCAUCUAACCCUUCAGCGCCAGAAACUUAGUCAGGAAACGGACUGGAUGCCUACCGUCCUGGCCAUCAUCCAUGCCAAGCGAUUCAAUCUUCAAGGACUCAGCUUUGAUGGCUCCUGGCUGAUCGCUCCUCUGAAUCUGUCCCACCUUCAGCUGGCUCAAUGUACAGCCCUCACCGAUCUGAAACUGAGCAACUGCAAACUGGGUGAGGCAGACAGCCCCCCAUUGCCCUUCUCCUGCCAAAGGAUCAGCUUCCGGCGAUGCUCCAUGGGCAAACCCCUUUGUUACAUAGGGACCCAUCCGCUAUUAAAGAAACUGGAGCUGUUUGACUGCCGGAUUUUGUCUGAAAUUCCCAUUCUAAGUCGCAUCUUAAACGUAAGGAGGCACCAGCCUGUCGACGGACCACUCCUGCUCACUUUUAGCCAGUCCAUAAGACUACAUUCUGAGCUCACGAAGUGGACCCAUGAGGAUGUGAGUGCCCACAGCAAGUGGCUGCAAGUAAAGGAACUGGAGCCCCACCAGGCAGAUACAUGGCACCAACCAGUCGGCACAGUUUCCAUGAAGUUUGCCCGUUCCAUAAAUUAUCUGCCCAAUCUCAAGCUCCCAGAGGAGAGUAUCCCAAAUGCGGCUGAUGUUGUCAGGAAGCUGGAUCCUUUAUAAGGAGUUAAAUCCGAGUAGUAAUUACAAAAAUAUAUAAAAGGGUAAUGGCUGAACAUCUUAAAAACUUGGUAUGGUGAAAAUGUAGGUAUUAGCAUUAGCAACCUCCAGCUGUGCAUCACUGAAAAAGUAUUUUUAUCAAGUUGUAAUCAAAAUGGAAUGCAGUACAACUUUCAUAAUGGAAUUUUCCAAUUUAAUUGUGGAAUUUUUGAGGAAAGCACCUAUAACCCCUGCUCUCUUCAAAUAACAAAUUUCUUUACUCCCACAAUUUAAUGCAUGCAAAUCCCACGUGAAAUACCUUCAGUCGACAUAUGCCCCCAAUCCCUUCAAGUGGCACACAACAUAUUAAAUUUAUCAAAUAUAAACUCGAAAGGCUUCGCCAUGUUAGCCCCAUAUUAGCAUUAGGAUUGCCAUUAUUCCAGUCGGAUGAGUUUUGUUUAUCAUCGAGCACAUAAAUUACAAAAAGUUGCCAAAAACAAGGACUAAAGUGAAAUUUAUGUGUACCGCAUGUAAUUAAUAAUAAAAGAAAUCGCGCAAACGAA